AUGUCAUCUGAUAUUGCCGCACGCCUAUUUGUCCUUGCCCAUGAUGCUGAGAUGCUUGCUGAUGGUUAUGCCUGGAUUGUGACUGAUAGUGUAGGAAACAUGUUUAGCUCCUUCGAUCAGAGAACGAUCAACUCAAUGCAGGGAGUUCUUGGCGUGAGGCCUUAUGUGCCACCGUCGGACAAGCUCAUCAACUUCCCUCCUCGAUUUGUUUCACGGUACCGACAACAGAACCCAGGUGCACCAGACCCAGCAAAUCCAAAUGUGUUCCAUCUGUGGGCUUAUGACACUGCAUGGGCCAUCGCACUGGCCCUAAGGAAGGUUGGUCCCCUUACACAAGGCUUUCAGACGCCAUCACCACAAAACAGCAACAGCUCAAAUGAUCUGAGUAUGCUGGCUGUGUCGCAAGAUGGACCAGGGAUUAUUGAUGCCAUCCGAGCCACUAAGUUCCAGGGAAUAUCAGGUGAAUUUGUUCUUGCUGACGGUCAGCUCCAGGCAUCAGUAUUUGAGGUAUUUAAUGUGAUUGGCAAUUCGUAUCAAAAUGCUGGGUUCUGGACACCAAAUUUUGGCCUAAGUAAGAACCUCAUUGUAUCUUCUGGUUCAAGUGGUAUUGUUGGAUUGAAUACAGUGAUUUGGCCUGGUGGUUCAGUACAACCUCCCAGAGGUUGGGAGUGGCCGGUGGCUGGAAAGAAGUUGCAGAUUGCUGUGCCAGUAAAGCCUACUGUCAACCCAUUUGUGAAUGUAAAGAAGAAUGUGGCUACUGGAAAGUUUGACGUGACUGGAUACUGCAUAGAUAUCUUUGAAGCUGUUAUGCGAGAGAUGCCAUAUGCUGUCCCCUAUGAGUAUGUUCCUGUUGUGGACCCCAACAUAGCCACCAACAUAACCCUGUCAUACAGUGAGAUAUGUUAUGAGGUUUCCCUUAAGAAAUAUGAUGCAAUGGUUGGGGACACCACAAUAAUCAUCAAUCGUUCUAUGUUUGUUGACUUUACUUUACUUUACACUGAAUCAGGGGUGCAGAUGGUCGUACCCAUGAGGGAGAACUGGAGCAAGAGCUUGUGGGUUUUUAUGAAGCCUAUUGAAACAAGACUGUGGGUAGCCAUCUUGGUUGUUUUCCUUUUUACUGGUUUUGUCAUAUGGCUUGUUGAGCACCGUGAGAGCAGAUAUUUUGGUGGCACCGCCGGAAAGCAGCUCGACAACAUUGCUUACUUCAACUUUCAAGCGCUUUUGUCCGUUCCAAGGGGUGAGCUAAACAGAAUUAAUAAAAGAGUGUUUCCCAAGGGCUCUCCACUUGUUGGUGAUAUGUCACGGGCUAUAUUAAAGGUGACAGAAGGGGACGAGAUUGUGGGCAUUGAGAGGAAGUGGUUGGGACUGGACGAGGGUGCCUGCAACAGCCUGACUAACGCCUUUGAGAUGGGCUCUGUAAUUACCUGGAGCAGUUUAAAAGGAGUGUUCUUUAUAACCAUCAGUCUGUGGGGUAUUGCGGGGAUCAUCUACAUGGUCAUCAACUUCUCACCAUGGUGGCAAGGUAGAGGGCAAGUCCAGGAAGCCGUUGCUGAACUUGUUAUUGAGCAUGCCAAUGGCGAUGCCAGGGAUGAAAGAGCAUGGCCAAUUGAAAGAAAUGGCCAUCUAGUGCUUCACCUGCGUGGUAAUCCACCACCACCAGCACAGUAG
Panicum virgatum (switchgrass) is the source of this 1668-nucleotide messenger RNA. RefSeq names its product glutamate receptor 2.7-like. Bases 1 to 1668 code for a protein of 555 amino acids. The record is from RefSeq and is a predicted model, not a curated record. Gene Ontology annotation, cellular component: plasma membrane. The transcript is spliced from 3 exons. Lineage: Eukaryota; Viridiplantae; Streptophyta; Magnoliopsida; Poales; Poaceae. Gene Ontology annotation, molecular function: glutamate-gated receptor activity.